AUGCAGUCCGAUCAAGACCUCAACGGCGGAGGCGGAGGCGGCAGCAGCGGUGGCACAUCGAGGGCCUCCAAUGCACCAAAUACGAGUCGCACAUCAGCAAGAACACCAGGCCGAGUGCCCAACUCUAAAUCCUUAGCUCCUGUUGGCCGUGGUGCCUCUUCCAUGCUCCGCACUGAGACGGAAAUGGGCAGUGUGGGCGACGUCCUCAUGGACGACUCGUCUGGCUUUGACAACACCCCUCGCCAGACACAGCGGCAUCAUGAGACCAGCAUGGUGCCGACAGCCUCCUCAAUAUGCAACACCUCUAGCAUAAACAGCGGGCAGUCUCACGGACAUCCCUCGCCGUCUUCCGUACUACGAUACCCAACCGCGUCACACCGUCUGCAGUAUGGCACGAACGCUAUGCCCCCAACGAUGCCGAUACUCUCUGGGCCACCGCCACUAGGCACACUGAGAAACCGAUACCAAGGCCAGCAACGUUCGCAGUCGAUAGCACAUGCCAUACAGCCUUACAGUGGCUUCUCGAGCAACCCGCCUCUUACAAGUCCGCCCCGCGCUUAUAUCCCGCAAUCCCAGAACUCAUACGCACACGUGGGUUCAUACAAACCAGGCCCCAAGCCAAUGAACCUCAACAGUCGGCUGCUGUCACCUGCCUUGAACAACAGUAUACCUCUGGGUGUACAAGCUUCGCACAGCUCCGAGGGACAGGGGCCGUCAAAUAGUGGCUACUACCAACCCAGCAUCAGCUCUGCGCGCUCUUAUAGUGAUAGAGAUCGCCAGACCACCCAACAGGGGCAACAGCAUGGUGGUCUUGUUAAUCCGCACAACUUGGGAAAAACAAAGAACAGGCGGCCAUCUCAGUCAUCCUCGUUAAGUUCCGAGGAGAGUCAAAGUCAGAGGGAGUUUCGUUUUCCUCCUCUUCAAGAAUGUUCAGGCAAAGAGCAGUCGGAAGGUAUGCGCAGUGAUGCUUCCCAGCUCCAUCGUAGUCGCGCGACAAACAUACAUGAUGAUCAACACUUCGAAGUUCCACCUUUGCCAGAAAAUCAUAAACAACGUAUUGCGGUUGAAUAUGCUCGUUUCAAGAGGUCUGUUUCUGGUUCUAUUUCUAGCAGUUCGACGAGAUUGCGUGCUGGCUCUGAUGCUCCGUCAUACGACUUGAAUUUCCCUCGCAGCCCUCAACAUAGCACACCCACCAGAACAUCUCACAAAAAGAGCGGCAUGCAGGUGCUAAGGCCCGCUGAUAUGAGCCACGAAAAGGGCAUCGUUUUCGGAAAGAAGGCUCCGGUACGGUAUUACGAGUACAGUGAGGAGUUUCAUGGCGAUGGGCACGUUGAGUCAGAUGUCAAGUCUAUUUCUUCCAAUCAUGUAGAUCAUAUCUAUGCUAACCCUGAGGAACAUGGCUCAACUGUAGAACAGGAAGGCCAAUCAAUACCGACGGGAAUCGCAUCUUCAGAACAAAGAAGCACCUCAGGACCCGCAGACAUCGCGAUAAGUAGAGAAGAUCGAAACGAGACAUAUACGCCGGAGACAGCGAACCUCGAAGCCUCACCAGCUUCGUCUGUAGCCCCGCGGUUUACGAACAACUGGACACAAAAAGAAGCGGGAUUUUCGACAAGAGGCGAUACCAAGAGUCUAACUGAAUGCCUGGACAUGUCAGGGAAUGAUCAGUCUGUUCAGCCGGACAAUCUCCUUACCAAGGAGCAACCUGUACCCAAUGAACAUGUCGUGGAAUUGGUACAUCCAGCAGAGAGCGGGAACAAUAGCGGUACCACUUCAUUGCAGACCAGCUUGGGUCUUCAUAUCCAAGAACCGUCAUUGGGUGAACAAUCAUCCAACUCUUUCAAUAUACCAUCGAAACUAUCAGGGCCCUUCGCGCUCGAACUUCUCAGCGACUAUACGGAACUUAAGUCAGCUUCCAGUAUACCAAUCAACCAAGAGGAAUUCCCACUAAAUCCAGAUUCCCUUUCUUCUCCAGCAAUCCAAGUAGCUGCUGUACCUGGUCCGUCCGAAGCCACAAAUGCAAUCCAAAGAGAAGAGUCACCCAUGGGACGAAGAGUCAGAUUCCUGAUCCCUCAACAGAUUGACUCGCACUCUGCACUUGUUGGAAACCCAGGCCCUACCGGAUAUCAGCACAACCUUGACAUCACAUGUUCUGGAACUCAAUCACCACCACUUGUAUAUCCCCCUCGAGACCACAUUGUCCGCUCCCAGACGACCCAUCACCAAGCAGCUGUUACAAGCGACGCCGAGCCAACUUCGCAUGCAGCAUGGUAUGGUCAUGGCACUCCAGCUUCGGUACCAUCGACAGGCGUCCAAGGCGAUGCGGCAACUAGCCUUCACUUGAAGCAUGAACGCAGAAGUUCAGCCAGCAAAGCCUGUACUGAAUUCGCCCAAUCCUACAGCUUGCCUUUAGCGCACUCCGACUUCGGCGAGCUGAGUGAUGAUCUAGCUUUGCACCACACUCGCUCCACGGGUGACAUCUAUCACGAAGCGAACGCGAAGGGUCAGUCUAGGAAUGGAAGUGGCAGUACACCUGUAUCGACCAGUGACAUGUAA
Messenger RNA from Bipolaris victoriae FI3, 2556 nucleotides. RefSeq lists its product as hypothetical. Lineage: Eukaryota; Fungi; Ascomycota; Dothideomycetes; Pleosporales; Pleosporaceae. The transcript has a single exon. The record is from RefSeq and is a predicted model, not a curated record. The coding region runs from base 1 to 2556 and encodes 851 amino acids.